UAAGAGACAAGUCCUCUUAUGAUGUCACAGUAACUCAGGACCAUGGUGAUGGUUGACAUCAGCUAGUCUUGUGUAAGUCUACUAAAGCAACAUUUGAGGCCUCAGUUCUCAAAACCAGGCAGAAGCCAAAGAAAAAUUUAUUUGAGAUGGCCCAGGUUCCCUCAGAAGUUCAAGGUGUCUCUCCUCAGAGUGGAACAACUGAUUCAGAAAACACCACUGAAGCUCCAGGCUGGUAUCCCACAAUUGAUAAUGACUUGGAUUUAAGGUCUGUAGUUGAAGAAAAUGCCUUUCAAGCUUUAUCUGAAGGACCCUUGAUAAAAAGACCACGCUAUACACUUUGUAUGUCUGACACCCCAGAAGGGAAUGAUUUUGUUUCUCUGACCUUUCCUGUAAAACUUUGGAAGAUAGUUGAAAGUGAUCAAUUUAAGUCAAUUUGGUGGGACGAAAAUGGGACUUCUAUUGUGAUAAAUGAAGAAUACUUUAAGAAAGAAGUGUUGGAAAGAAAGACCCCUUUUAAGAUAUUUGAAGCAGACAGCAUGAAAAGUUUAGUUCGACAGCUUAACCUUUAUGGAUUUAGAAAAAUACGACAAGAUUUCCAAAGCUCUGCAUCCCUGACUGACUUUCUGGAAGAAGAAAACAACAUACCUGUUUUUAGCAAGUUACUGUUCUAUCAGAAUCCAAAUUUUAAGCGAGGAUGUCCCCAACUUCUAGUAAGAAUGAAGCGCAGAGUUGGGAUUAAACACACAUCUCCACCAUCUGCUUCUUUAGUUCACAAUCUUGACAAGACAUACCACAGUGCAGGCGAGUAUGUGCAUACUCAAAAUCCUAGCUCAUCUACAGAAACUAAUGAAGAAAGGUUACUUUCAACUUCUACAAAUUUAAAUGUGCCUUCCUACUAGCCACAGAAUUGCUAAUUCAAAUGAUCCAGUGACAAGUAAUAUUUUGACUCCAUCAUCAACUUUAAUUGCACCAUCAGUACAAUUUGUAACAAAUCAACAUGCUCUU
Molecule: messenger RNA, 1005 nt
Organism: Oryctolagus cuniculus (rabbit)
Lineage: Eukaryota; Metazoa; Chordata; Mammalia; Lagomorpha; Leporidae
Source: RefSeq, a predicted model, not a curated record